UCCAAUGGACUCCUGGUGCGGUAAGAUAUUGCGGGCGGUGUUUAUCCUUCCAUUGAUGGCGGGAAAUUACCGUAGACGACGGAGUGGAUCCUGGUAUUAUGACUGCACAAUCUCGUCCCGUGUUCUGUUCCUGAUCGUCCUUUCAAUAGUGACAGUGUUCACCGCAAGCAGAGGGAUAUACACACAUACACAAAUCCGUUUAGGAUUUGUUCUGAUUCUUCUGUCGAUAAUUAUGAUCUCUGCAGUAAUCGGCUUCUGUAUCAUUGGUUACUUGGUUAAUAAGCAUGGACUUCGAUCCGUUGUUGCAGCAAGACGAGACACAAGAACCCCGAAACUUCAGGUGGUAUUUAUAUGGAUGUUUGGUUUGGCGUCGGUAUGCUAUUGCACUUUCGUCAUGUGCAAGCAAAUCGAGUGUUCCAUAAACUCAUCUGGUGGAUUAUUUUGGAACAUACUACUUACAUUUAAUAUCUUAUUGGUUGUAUGUUUAUUCUUGCAAAUGAUUGUUAUAACAUACUUUUUACCAUACGAACUAAAACCGACUAAUCUGGUAAACUUCACCAUGUAUAUGCUAUUAAUUGCAAACGUUUCCAUGCUGUUAUAUGUUUUUCUAAUAAGUAAUACAUUCGGGUUUAUUUGGGAUAAAGUACAUCACCAUAACGUAACCUCCUGCUUAGUAAACAACAGCACAAUUUCUCUUCUACUAUCAAAAUCAAGGCCAAUUCUCAAACCAACAUUUACAGAAUUUUGCCUUUUGUCAUGUACGAUCCUGCUUGAAAUAUGGUCGCCUACGAAAGUACACCUUCCCAGCGAGGAAACGAGUGACAUUGAAAUAAAUGAUAUGCAUGAGUCGGAGCGAUCACCCCUUCUAACGGCUGUUCCAGUUGAACAUCGUUCCAGAAAUGAAGGCAGACGAACGGCAUGUCAAUUGGUGACACAGAUUUUGAGCAUAGUAUUAGGCCUUGCAUUUACGGUUUGUUAUGUUGCCAUAGCGAUGGGUAUAGGAAACACUGACAAUAUUCAAUAUGUCGCUCAAAUAUAUGAAUUAACGUUAAAAAUUCUGAUGAUGCUUUCUAUCUUUGUAGGAUUCUUUUGUCUGGUUAAUUACUGUACCCCUGAUAAUUCAUCACAAGCUUUGAAGUCUCGGGAAUAUGUGUAUUUGCUGUCAGCGUUUGGCUUAUUCAUGUUGCAUAUCGGCAAAGGUAUCGGAGGUGACGUGAGCCCCAAUACAACCUCAUACACUCUUCUGUUUUACACAAGCAUUUUAAGCUUAUUCCAAGACUAUCUUCAAGUUGUGUUUCUGCUGCACGCAAACCGUUGUAAGAAAUCCGACCCUCGUUCAAACAUCGAUUUACUUGAAUCAGUUUUGAUACUCACCAUGAUUAGUAACUUUAUUCUCUGGUUAAACGAUAGUUUUCUUAUAUCUGAAUUCCAAAAUACAAGAAUACUACAAAACGAACCGUGGGAUUUGAUGUAUGAAUAUCUACUGCCCAUAGCAGUAUUUUAUAGAUAUACUUCUUUCUUAGAAUACUAUGCAAUUUUCGGUCAGUAUAAUACCUAAAUACGUAAACUUUCAAAGUUUGUUUUGAUAAAUGAUACCAACUUUUAACUGAAAGCUGCUUUAUGAUAUAUUACUAGAGAUGUAAUAAGGCUUUUUAUUAUUGUUAUUAUUUCAUCUUUUCAAGUUUCAUUUCUACAAAUUGUGAAGCAUGUUCAAUUGGAUAAUUCAUUGCUAUUAACACAUGAAUAUCAACGGGGAAGUAUUUCAAUUGUGAGAAUGUAUUAGGUCACCGAUUUGUUUCUUGUGACAGCACAAUGAGUGGUGAUACACUUGAUAAACAUAAAACAAUAUCUGAUAAUUUCAAUACUCUGCAUACGAAGGAUACAAUACUUAAAAUUGCAGAUAUUAAGUAACGCUGAAACAUCCAGACCCUAUAAUUCAUCUACUCGAGCACAAACUACAUCAAUGUCAAAUGAAGCUUUCUAUUUCCUAUAAAAUGAAAAUUGAAUUUCAAUUAUGCUAAUAAGUAUGACGUUUGGUCACAGUCUAUCACCAUCUCAGCUUCCGAGCUUUAAACACGUGAUCAUAUUGGGAGUUUGACCUUCAUUUUCAUGCCAGUUUGGUCGAUUAAACAGAAGUUUUUAUUAUUUUUAUGAAGCUAACUCUAAUAAAAAAAAUUGUUUUAGCCGUUAGUUUCCUUAUUUAAGUAUUAGGUAAAAUAGCAAAUUUUUAUUUUAUAGUUUUUAUCAUUUUGAUGGUUUGGUUAAGACAACGUUUUAUAUUCUUCUGUCGAUAAUCAUGGCUUCGCAGUAUCGGCUUCUGUAUCCUUGGUUUCUUGGUAAAUAAACAUGGCAUUCGAUCCGUUGUUGCAGCAGGAUUAGACUCAAGUACCCCGAAACUUCAAGUGGUAUUCAUAUGGAUGUUUCGUCUGGCGUCAGUAUGCUAUUGUACUUUCGUCAUAUGCAAGCAAAUCGGGUGUUCCAUAAACUCAUCUGGUGGAUUAUUUUGGAACAUACUACUUACAUUUAAUGUCUUAUUGGUUGUAUGUUUAUUCUUAUAAAAUCUUUUUACCAUACGAACUAAAGUCGACUAAUCUGGUAAACUUCACCAUGUUUAUGCUAUUAAUUACAAAUGUUUCCAUGCUGUUGUAUGUUUUUCUAAUUAGUUAUACAUUGGGGUAUAUUUGGGGAAUAGUACAUCACUAUAACAUAACUUCGUGCUUAGUAAAGGGACCGCGGAACCAAACGAUUUUCCAUAGACGAUAGUGUUAACGUUUACCACUGUCCUGGUUAAAUGGGGUUAUCCACACUGGUUUACCUGACC
Molecule: messenger RNA, 2821 nt
Organism: Mizuhopecten yessoensis (Yesso scallop)
Lineage: Eukaryota; Metazoa; Mollusca; Bivalvia; Pectinida; Pectinidae
Exons: 1
Coding region: 5-1558 (517 amino acids)
Biological process (GO): proton transmembrane transport
Cellular component (GO): membrane
Molecular function (GO): proton channel activity
Source: RefSeq, a predicted model, not a curated record